This is a messenger RNA of Anthostomella pinea, 1068 nucleotides long. The record is from the annotation of a GenBank genome assembly. Lineage: Eukaryota; Fungi; Ascomycota; Sordariomycetes; Xylariales; Xylariaceae.
AUGGGCGUCCCAAGCUCGCCCCGCGCCCGCCGCGCAAUCAAGAUUGUCAUCGUCAUCCUGAUAGUCGCCCUCCUCAUCCAUGUCCUCCUUCGCCUUGUCGACUUUUCCAAUCUCUUUGGCUUCUUUCGCGACCACUCGGGCAUCAAGAUCAGCCAACGGGAGAUUCUCGACGCCUACACAUCACGCAAAGACCAGGGCACAACCACCUCGUCACCUGUCAUCCCCCGAAUUCUGCACCAGGUCUACCACGACUGGAGCGACCCUGAAAGCACCAACACCACCCUGCCUGAUGAUUGGGCCGCCGCGCGACAGACGUGCAUCGCCCUGAACCCCGGCUGGGAAUACAAGCUCUGGUCAUCCAAGGGCUCGCGCGACUUCAUCCAGGACGAGUUUCCGUGGUUUCUGUCGACCUACGAUGGCUACAAGUUCCCAGUACAGCGCGUCGAUGUCAUCCGCUACUUUGCGCUUCGCCGUUUCGGUGGCGUCUAUAUCGAUCUAGAUAAUGGAUGCGCCGAAAGCCUCGAUGCGAUAACCUACUUCCCAGCCUUCACCACCGACGGCGGUCACGGAACUCUGAGUAAUAACAUAAUCGGUGGUCAGCCCGGCCACCCGUUCUUCCAUCUCCUAACCGAGUCUCUGAUACCGUGGAAUUGGAAUUGGAUCCUGCCCUACGUCAUUGUCAGCUACACCAGCGGCCAGUGGUUCUUGACGGCCGUGUGGGAGCAGUACCACCGACUUUUGUCCGCUGAAGGGGUUGUCCAGGGCAUGGAAGGUACCGGAUGGGCUCCCCUCCACCAUAUCUUGAUGGACACGCGGCCGGACCAGCCAGACCCUUUUGUCUUCUGGACACAAGAACGUGGCGGGACCUGGGACCAGUGGGAUAGUGCCUGGUUUGGCUGGGUCGGCAAUCAUAUCGGCCUGGUCGUUUCGGAGGUCAUAGGCGCAAUCGCGUUUGUUGCUAUUCUCCUGUGGGGCUGCGUAUGGUGUUGCUGCUAUUUGAGAAGGCGGAAGGCAAAGGGCUACAAGCGUAUAGAUGCUCUUGAUCCAGUAGGACAAGACAUGACGUGA